This is a messenger RNA of Penicillium diatomitis, 462 nucleotides long. Its product is annotated as mitochondrial 54S ribosomal protein uL11m. Gene Ontology annotation, molecular function: structural constituent of ribosome; large ribosomal subunit rRNA binding. The transcript is spliced from 2 exons. Gene Ontology annotation, cellular component: ribosome; mitochondrial large ribosomal subunit. Lineage: Eukaryota; Fungi; Ascomycota; Eurotiomycetes; Eurotiales; Aspergillaceae. Bases 1 to 462 code for a protein of 153 amino acids. Gene Ontology annotation, biological process: translation. The record is from RefSeq and is a predicted model, not a curated record.
AUGGCACGCAAUGCGCUCCAGAAGGAGCAGUUUGUCAAGCUCAUUGUCGGUGCUGGACAGGCCAGUCCCAGUCCCCCCGUCGGUCCAGCCCUCGGUAGUAAGGGUGUGAAGAGUAUGGAUUUCUGCAAGGAGUUCAAUGCUCGUACUGCUCACAUCAACGUCGGCGUCCCCAUUCCCGCCCGUGUGACCGUCCGUCCAGAUCGCUCCUUUUAUUUCGAUCUCCGCACACCAACAACAACGUAUUUGCUCUUAAAUGCAGCCAAUGUCGAGCCCCGGAAAAAUCGCCUUCGAGGUGCCAUGAACCCCGGCCACGAGACCUGCGGCACCGUAUCACUCAAGCACAUCUACGAAAUCGCCAAAAUCAAGCAGAGCGAGACGCGGCUGUCCGGAUUGAGUCUGCAGGGACUAUGCAAGAGUGUCAUGGCGCAAGCCAAAUCAAUCGGCAUUCAAGUCGUGCACUGA